ACCGACCAUAGUCUUUAUGGACUAUAGUGUGUUAGAGCUAAUUACUACAGAGUACUCAUUUUCAUUACAUUAUCUCUCUUUCUUCCUCUUUCUCUUUCUUCUUUUCUCUCUCUAUUUUCCCCCUUUCUCUCUCUAAGAUUGAUCAAAUAAAUUGAACAAGUAAAGAAAUUUGUAUUUUUGUUGUCUAUUUAAACUGAACAAAAAUAAAAUCAGAGAUAGAUAUCAAUGGAGUUCAGUACUUCAGAGCGCGUCUGCUAUGUUCACUGCACCUUCUGCAACACCAUUUUAGCGGUGAGUGUGCCUUGCUGCAGCAUAUACAACUUGGUAACAGUAAGAUGUGGUCAUUGUGCCAACCUUCUUUCUGUUAACAUAGGAGUUUCCCCUCCAUCUGUUCCUAAUCAAGAAAAUAGUUUCCAGCACUAUAGUAAUUACCAAGAUGUGAGCAAGGAUAGUAGUACUAUGACAGGAGGCUCAUCAUCGUCAACUAUUACUACAAUGACUUCUGAUCAGCAUGAUGAUCAACAAUCUCGACUCUCGCCCAUUCGUCCCCCAGAAAAGAGACAACGCGUUCCUUCGGCUUAUAACAAAUUUAUAAAAGAGGAAAUCCAAAGGAUAAAAGCUAGCAAUCCUGAAAUUAGCCAUAGAGAGGCCUUCAGUGCAGCUGCUAAGAAUUGGGCACAUUUUCCCCAUAUUCACUUUGGCUUAAAUCUGGAUUUGGAUGGGCAAAGGCAAGCAAGAUUGGACCAGGCAGUUGCUGGGAUCGAAGGGACAAACAAGUCUCAUGGAUUCUACUAAAUCCAUAGUUACUCUUUCUACUUUUUGUCACUGCAUAAUUAUUAGUUAGCUAAGUUAAUCAACCUAUGCUAACUUUGUUCACUAUAUAUAUAUUACAUAUAUACACAGUAAUUCAAAUUACUAUAUUGUACUAUAUAUGUACGUACUUUAUUAUUAUGAGUUAUAUGCAUUACUAAUGUAUUGUGACGGUAAA
Messenger RNA from Spinacia oleracea (spinach), 988 nucleotides. Its product is annotated as putative axial regulator YABBY 2. The record is from RefSeq and is a predicted model, not a curated record. The transcript has 6 exons. Bases 226 to 795 code for a protein of 189 amino acids. Gene Ontology annotation, biological process: abaxial cell fate specification; multicellular organism development; cell fate commitment. Gene Ontology annotation, cellular component: nucleus. Lineage: Eukaryota; Viridiplantae; Streptophyta; Magnoliopsida; Caryophyllales; Amaranthaceae.